AUGGAAACAGAUUGGAUUCGCUUUGUGCAAAAAUAUCAUCAAUGUCAAUUUCAUGGUGAUCUGAUUCACGCUCCACUAAAUCAACUCAAUAUGACAAGUUCUCCUUGGCCGUUUAAAGCUUGGGGCAUGGAUGUCAUCGAUCCUAUUGAACCAUCUACAUCAAAUGGAUAUUGGUUCAUUUUUGUAGCUAUUGAUUAUUUCACCAAAUGGGUAGAAGCCCCUUCAUACAAGUUUGUGACAAAGAAAGUGAUGAAUGAAGCAGCUGAGGCUGCCAACAAGAACAUCAAAUGGAUAUUACUGAAGAUGAUUGAUAACUACAAGCAUUGGCAUGAGAAUUUGCCAUUUUCCCUCCUUGGCUAUUGCACCACUAUUAGGACUUCUAUUGGAGCAACACCUUAUCUGUUAGUUUAUGGAAUAGAAACAGUAUUACCUAUAAAAGUGGAUAUACUGUCUUUGAGAAUAAUUCAAAAAGCUGAGUUGAGUGAUGCCAAAUAG
Molecule: messenger RNA, 495 nt
Organism: Capsicum annuum
Lineage: Eukaryota; Viridiplantae; Streptophyta; Magnoliopsida; Solanales; Solanaceae
Exons: 2
Coding region: 1-495 (164 amino acids)
Molecular function (GO): nucleic acid binding
Source: RefSeq, a predicted model, not a curated record